CCGUGGGGCUGGAGGACGCCGCCGUCCCCGGGCUCGCCGCUGCCCUUCCUGCUGCUGAGCUCCCCGGCGUCCAGCGGCACCAAGCCCCGAAAGGUGAAAGUGGUACAUGCACCGAUGUCUCCUCAGUCAGCAAGCUUUUUUUUUUCUUUUGACAAGGCAAUCAGGGUUAAGUGACUUGCCCAGGAUCACACAGCUAACAUAGGAAAUGAGGGUCCCCACUUCCUGCCUUGUCACUCAGUGUUCCAUUUGGGUGUGAGAUGAGCCUUCAUUAUUAUACCCACCCCCGAAAAUGUCUAAGGCAGAAAGGAAUCGAAGCUGCCCAUUAGACUCCUUCCUCUCUCCAGCAAAGCUGAGUCAUCAUGUCCGCCCUGACACCUCCGACCGAUAUGCCAACCCCUACCACAGACAAGAUCACCCAGGCGGCCAUGGAAACCAUCUACCUUUGCAAAUUUCGGGUGUCUAUGGAUGGAGAGUGGCUAUGUCUCAGGGAGCUGGAUGACAUUUCCCUUACACCAGACCCAGAACCUACCCAUGAAGACUCUUGGGAGGAUUUGACAGAGUUGGUGGAGCAAAUACGUGGCGAUCCAGAAGACCCUAAUUAUCUGAUGGCCAAUGAGCGAAUGAACCUGAUGAACAUGGCCAAGCUGAGCAUAAAGGGGCUGAUCGAGUCGGCACUCAACCUGGGGAGAACCCUAGACUCUGACUACGCUCCUCUCCAGCAGUUCUUUGUGGUCAUGGAGCACUGCCUGAAGCAUGGCUUAAAAGCCAAGAAAACUUUUCUUGGGCAAAACAAAUCCUUCUGGGGCCCGCUGGAGCUGGUGGAGAAGCUUGUUCCUGAAGCCGGAGAGAUAACAGCGAGUGUCAAAGACCUUCCAGGCCUGAAGACGCCUGUGGGCAGAGGGAGAGCCUGGUUGCGCUUGGCAUUGAUGCAGAAGAAGCUCUCGGAAUAUAUGAAAGCCCUGAUCAAUAAGAAGGAACUCCUCAGUGAAUUCUACGAGCCCAAUGCCCUGAUGAUGGAAGAGGAAGGGGCAAUCAUCGCUGGCUUGUUAGUGGGUCUGAAUGUCAUUGAUGCUAAUUUCUGCAUGAAAGGGGAAGAUUUGGACUCCCAGGUUGGAGUUAUAGAUUUUUCCAUGUAUCUCAAGGAUGGGAACAGCACUAAAGGCAGUGAAGGAGAUGGCCAAAUUACUGCUAUUUUGGAUCAGAAGAACUAUGUAGAAGAACUCAACAGACAUUUGAAUGCAACAGUAAACAACCUUCAGGCCAAAGUGGAUGCCUUAGAAAAGUCUAACACCAAGCUGACCGAGGAGCUGGCAGUUGCCAACAACAGGAUCAUCACGCUACAAGAAGAAAUGGAACGUGUCAAAGAGGAAAGUUCCUACAUACUGGAAUCCAAUAGAAAGGUCAACAAGCAAGACAGAACUGCAGAUGGGCAGGCACUGAGUGAAGCCAGAAAACAUCUGAAAGAGGAGACGCAAUUACGACUGGACGUGGAAAAGGAAUUGGAGAUGCAGAUCAGCAUGAGGCAGGAGAUGGAGCUGGCCAUGAAGAUGCUGGAGAAAGACGUGUGUGAGAAGCAGGAUGCCCUCGUGUCUCUGCGGCAGCAGCUAGAUGAUCUCAGGGCCCUCAAACAGGAGCUUUCCUUUAAGCUGCAGAGUUCAGAUUUGGGAGUCAAACAAAAAAGUGAAUUGAACAGUCGCUUGGAGGAGAAGACCAAUCAGAUGGCUGCUACUAUUAAACAACUGGAACAGAGAUUGCGCCAGGCUGAGCGAGGCCGCCAGUCUGCUGAGGAAGACAACCGCCUUUUCAAGCAGGACUUUGGGGACAAGAUCAACAGUCUGCAGCUGGAAGUGGAGGCACUCCUCAGGCAGCGGAGCCAGCUUGAGCUCGAGCUGAAACGGGAAAGAGAAAGAAGAUUACAAAAUAGUCAGCGUGCUCCAGAGAAAACCCCACCAAAGCCAGAACCCAAAUUGGACGGGAAGCAUAAAAUCCGAGAGGAAAAUGAUAAACUAAAAAAGCCCGGGGAAGAAGGCCACACAAUUCUUCCUACCAAACUGCAGCCUCCCUCUGACGAUCAGCAGGAUCAGCCGUCCCUGUUGAGGAAGCCACAGAGAUGCCAGCUGUGCCAUGAGGAGGGCAGCGCCGCCAAGAACAUGUGCAAGAAUUGUGGAGGCACCUUCUGCCAGGCCUGCUCAGCCAGCGAGCUGCCCCUCCCUUCCAGCAUCAACCCUGAGCCAGUGUGCAAUCCUUGUCGUGACCGCCUGUUGAAACAGUACUCGGUCAGCCCAUCCUAAGGCUGGGGACCAGACUGGGGCCAGAUCGCUUCAUCCUGGGCUAAGGGGCAGAGGCUUGUACCAAAGGCCAUACCUUAGAAUCAGCUAGGACUUGGAGAGGGAGAGAAAUCUGACGUCACAGGAGCCAGGCAGGGAGGGUAGGUGUUAGGAGCGCUCAGAACUGCCCUCCCUCCUUCCACAGUGACGACAGAUAAAAGCUCAGUUGAUUUUGUCUCCCCUUCAAAGUGCCCUCCCUUCGAGAGUAUAUUUAUUGUAUAGAAUGACUUUAGAUGGCUGGAUAAGCUCAGGAACAGAGGCAGGGUCACUUUUUGAAGAACUUGUUCAAACCAUGGGAGAAAAAUAAUUUAGCAUGUACAACCAAGUUUCCUUUAGACCUGUUGAAUUGGCAGGUCCACGGAAGAGCAAAUGAGAAAGGUUAGUUUUUUCUGCCACCAGACACUGAUGAGUUCAUCCUCCCAUCCCCUCUAAUCAUCUUUGUCAAACUGUGAACUUGACCUCAGGGAUACUGGUUAUAUAUUCUGAAUGUACUUAACACAAGGUGGCAAUUUCUUUAAUCUACUUUUAGCAUCAAGAGGUUCCUGCUGUUGGCCUAAAUUCUUUCUGCCAGAAUAGCAAGAGUAAAGUGGGGACUUUCCCCAAGUCCUUACCACAAGCGCCCCGCUGAAGUCACCUGUUGGCCAACAUCUAAAUUCCAAUAGGCCAGUCCCAUAGAAAAAUGAUCAUUGCUUCCAGAGUCCUCAACAACACCUGUUGGGGUGGAAAUUUUAGGAAAUCCUUCCAGAGGUGGGGACUAUGGUUGUGAAAUGUCGCAUAGACCAUCAGUCAGACCGUUGGCUUUCCUCUUUUAAUCUUUGGGGGUAAGAAAGGGAUCUAUUCAGAAACAGGUGAAAUGAAAAGGCAUCAAUUUUGAAACCUAUAGGAGGAUCACUACAAGGACUUUAGCUUAAAUAUGGAGAACUGGUGUUGGUCAACCAAGCAUAAAUUAAACCUGGAUUUCAUUUGUCCACAGCUGAGAGUGGAUGGCUCUGAAAUGAGUGUGACUUUAAGCAGUUUUAACAGUUACUUUUUCUCGACUGGGCCAGUGAUUUAGAAACAAAAUGUUUUCAUAGCAGAAUUAAGGGUUUGGCAUUAAUGGCCUGCUUUAUUUGAUGGGUCACACUGAGACAACCCUUGGUAGAAGGGAAAGGGGGGGGUGAGACAUGGAAUGUUUUCCCUUCAGAAAAUCUGUGGGAAAAUUGUGAGACAGAGUAUUUAGGUGAUCUUGCCCCCAGCUGCAGCUGGAGAAAACAGAACAUUCUGCUUAGACUUAAAACUCCUGAGAAAGAAAUAACUUAGUCCAGUAAUACUUUUCUUAAAAAUGUCAUUUGCUAGAAAGGAUAUGGGGUCUGAGAAGAAGAAUAAGGUUAUCUUCUUAAGGAAUGUUGGGAAAAUCCCUCAGAAAACUAACAGUGCCACUGGAUGAGGUCGGCAUUCAAUAUUACUGAGAAAAGUUAAACGGUGGCCCAGGUUUUUUUCUCUUUGUAUUAUUACUACUGAAUUUUUCUAUCUAGGCUUCUUAGGAAGUACAAGUUACUCCAAAAUGGCAAAGGUGUUUGGGAUCUAUCAGCCCUAAGGAGGAGGAGGUGAAAUUCAUUGUUCAGGGUGUAUAUCUUACUCAAUGAGGUUUUGUUUUGACUUUCAAAAAAUAAAGCCUCUAAUGGAAUCUGGGUGCUUUGUCAUUAGUACAAUAAUUGAAAGAGAUGAAGUGAUUACUAAUAUUACUGCUUUGAAAGGGACACCAGCAGUUCAGUCCCGUAGAGAUCCCAAUUUGACUAAAGGCAUUGAAGUGUGCAGAUUAUCCCCCAAGUUAGAUUAUUUACACUAAAGAGGUGUUUUUAGUUUGCUAUAUAUGUAAGAGGUGGCCUGCAUCGCUCCACAGACCUGAUACGGGGUCAUUUUGCAAAGGACUAUCUGCUGCUAUCUCUGCUAAUCCAGGAUCUAUAGAGCCCAUUAAAACAAUCUUAUUAAAUGAGUUGACAGCUAAGAAUGAAAAUUCCUGCUUUUACAUGCAGAAGCAGUUAUUUUGAGAGUUUCUAAGCCCUAAGAAAAACUUUUUCACAUUGAAUCUCUCCAGUUGAUUCUUGUAGAUAAAUAAUUUCAUCUUCAUCCCCAACUUGCAAACCCAAGGUUUACUGAUGUCCCUAUUUCACCCCACCAAAUCCACUGUGUUGAGUUUGUUAGAUGUGAUUUGUAUUGACUAAAUGAACUUUUAAAAAAUACUAUUUUUCUAACAAAUUGGCUUUAUUCCCUUUAGUCACUAAUCUGCCUGCUUGGCGGAGGACCCCAAAUCCAAAGAUUUUGGACACUCCUAAUACAAUAAAAGCAGCCUUUUGUGGUCCUAGAAUAACAGAUAAGUGUCUAAAGGAGUAGGAGAGUCUCUUGAGGUGUGCAUAGGAUUGGUUUUCAGAAAUACUUUAAAAGCAGGGCCAGGCCAAAAAUAAUGCUGAGGCUAGCAUCAUGGCAAAUACUUGCUAGUUAAGGUUAUGGACCAGGCCUUUCAGUAUUUCAGUGCGUGAAUCAGACUGUUUCCCAGUUUUCCACAGUGCUUUUCUUCACUUCAGGUCAUGUAAGUCGCCCAACUCAGGCUCAGUCAGAUCUCAGGGCUCCCUUGAAAGCAGGGCUUCACUUAGGUCCUGGAUAGACUUCCAGGGUGUUCCCUCAACUGGCUUGAUUCAAAGGUUGUAGAACAGUUUUGUUCUUAAAUAAAUUUAUUUGAUCUUGU
Molecule: messenger RNA, 5052 nt
Organism: Phascolarctos cinereus (koala)
Lineage: Eukaryota; Metazoa; Chordata; Mammalia; Diprotodontia; Phascolarctidae
Gene: RUFY3
Product: RUN and FYVE domain containing 3
Biological process (GO): regulation of axonogenesis
Cellular component (GO): axon; neuronal cell body; dendrite
Source: RefSeq, a predicted model, not a curated record